Molecule: messenger RNA, 1772 nt
Organism: Rhodofomes roseus
Lineage: Eukaryota; Fungi; Basidiomycota; Agaricomycetes; Polyporales; Fomitopsidaceae
Exons: 3
Coding region: 69-1451 (460 amino acids)
Source: RefSeq, a predicted model, not a curated record
GUCGCGAUGUGUGUCGUUUCAGCCAGCUCCACAUAGUACAUCCGAGACAGUGUCAUUCUAUCCGCAUCAUGGCGAGUAUGUUGACACGACGUUCUGUUCGCCGGGGUUUGAGAAGCGGUGAGCUCACCUCCGGCGCACGCGACGCUUUGCAGUUACCUCUCGAGAUAUGGGAUCAUAUCGUUGAUUUCCUCCACGACGACCGAGACGCGCUCCUGUCCUGCAGUCGAACUUGCCGCGCACUGCUUCCCGCAUCCCGCCGCCAUGCGUUUCGGCACAUCACUCUCUAUAAUGCGAGCCGCUACCAUUCAUUCAAGGCCAUCGUCAAGAAGCGCAACUACGUGCAGCCCCACGUUCGGGUCCUUACUAUCCAAGGAAGCGACCGACGGGACCGCAACUACCGGUCGUUCCCCGCGAAUGGCGAGUGGUUGCACCUCCUCCCGAGGCUAAGCCGCCUCGUGCACCUUCGACUACGCAGCUUCCCGUUCUCCAUUCCCGACAGUCUGAGGAACGGCACUCUCACCUCAGUGACGUCCCUGCGUACGCUGGAUUUGACGUCAAUGGGCGGUAAGACCGACGAACUUGUGGCAUUGACUUGUGCCUGUGAAUCCCUGUCGACCCUAGUACUCGUCUCGACGCCGACCUCGCUGGUGGAGUCCGUCUACCUACUAUUCCCUGUGGACGACUUGCGCAGGGGGAACAUCAAUACGUUCAUCUGGGAUCCCGUCGCUGCUGCCAGUGAGAAAAUGCUUUCCUUGGGAGCGUUCGUCCUCCAUGCAGCGGAGCAACCCAUGCGAAGAAUAGCCGCGAUGCGGAUCGACUCGCAAUCCACCCCUGCUCGGUACAUACAACAGUUGCUCCUAGACUCGAAGGACACAAUCGAAGAGUUGUUCCUCGGCUUCGCAGGUUCGGAGGACGCUCACGGUGAAGAAUCCCUCUAUCUCGACCUCUGCGUCUGCACCCGCCUCAAGGCGCUGCAUAUCACGUGCCCGAUUGGCCGCGUUUCCGAUGUAUCCACCACUCUGUUCACAUCCAGCCCACAGGAUGCAUUCACCAAUCUUGCAUCCGUCGUCCUCCGCAUCGUCGCCCGCAAGGGAACCGUCCAUCAAUUCAUAGAAUGGCCAGAAUUCGCUUCCGACCUCGAGGAACUCUGUCUGACUUAUCCCCAGAUCAACUUCACCCUCUGCUUAGAUAUCAGGAUCAAUGACCACUUCGUCCAGCAUAUGGGGGGCGCUCAGGUGACCUCUCUUACGAACUCGUACGCAGAGCUAUGCUCCUCUCUCGUAAUGCACCUCCCGCUUCCUAGCAGCACGGGAGGGAGAGUUCGGUUCGGCUUGGUCUGGCUGUGGGCUGGCGGGGAUUCUCUGUUCUGGACGACCCAUGAUGGACGACCCUACCCACCAGAGUAUUUCCUCGGUGAUCCGCAAUGGUAUCACAGCAUUCAGACACCUUAGAUCUAGUGGUGAGUCCGCACUGCUAUCUCAUACCAGCUCGGUUUCAGUGAAUGGUUAGUAGGAUUCAGACGCAGGUUCGAACGGACAGGACUCUCUGUCAUGCAUGGAUCGCAGGGUCAGCCUGGGCCCUGUGUAGGAUACAGAUGUGGGUUUGGAGACGCAGGCCACCAGUGUUUCUGGGGCAUGAGUGCGUUUCUGGUAUUACGCAAACACGCAUUUGCGAUCAUGUACUUAGUAUCACCUACAAACAGUGCGCUCGCGCAUCCCGGUCCCCCUUGUCUGGUUGCAGGUCAUUGAAAGGUUUCAGAAUCGGUGUUGUGC